AUGGAUACAUCAAUGCCUCUCAUCUGUCCUCCUUCCAGUGCUGCUGUGGAGAAGUCGACACCUGGGCUAGCAGAAACCAUCUCAGAGGGCACAGUUAUUGCCAAAGAUGAACUGAAGAAUAACAAUCUACCUACUCUAUCAGUCAAAGCAAAAUCUCACAAGAGGGUUGUGUGGUCUAGUGACACUAUUGACAAUGAGCACUUGGGCCGUCGCUCAUUUAAAUGUUGCAUUUGUAAGAAACCUAGAGCCUUUGGUGAAAGUUCAUCAGAAAGUGAUAAGGAAGAUGAAAAUACUGAUGAUCCUCUACUUUGUGGUAGUAAGCAGGGGAGGCGUCAUGUCCGUUUCAAUAGUGCUUCUACUGCCUCAUCUCAAAAACUUGAUGACCCCUCUCAAUCUCUUCCGUCCCCCAUUAAGGACUAA
Molecule: messenger RNA, 420 nt
Organism: Jaculus jaculus (lesser Egyptian jerboa)
Lineage: Eukaryota; Metazoa; Chordata; Mammalia; Rodentia; Dipodidae
Product: E3 ubiquitin-protein ligase PPP1R11-like
Exons: 1
Coding region: 1-420 (139 amino acids)
Cellular component (GO): nucleus
Molecular function (GO): protein phosphatase 1 binding; protein serine/threonine phosphatase inhibitor activity
Source: RefSeq, a predicted model, not a curated record